This is a messenger RNA of Coffea eugenioides, 2279 nucleotides long. RefSeq names its product outer envelope protein 61. Gene Ontology annotation, molecular function: protein binding. Lineage: Eukaryota; Viridiplantae; Streptophyta; Magnoliopsida; Gentianales; Rubiaceae. The record is from RefSeq and is a predicted model, not a curated record. Bases 193 to 1929 code for a protein of 578 amino acids. The transcript is spliced from 11 exons.
AAUUUAAAAAACUACCCCUUUAUAGGUAGAUAUAGACCGAAUAAAACCCACAAAAUCCCCUCUUGAUUCCAUCAAAAUUCGACGAAUUGUCUGUUUUUCAAAUUGAAAGAAAUAUAGGGAUCUGAAUUGCUCAUAACUUACAAUUGAUAAAUUUUGCUUGAAUUUGUUUCAAUUUUUUUUGGAGAAACGAAAAUGUUUAAUGGUAUGAUGGAUCCUGAAUUGAUCAGAUUGGCUCAAGAACAGAUUAGCCGGAUGUCGCCGGCUGAGUUAGCCCGGAUUCAACAACAGAUGAUGUCCAAUCCUGAGUUAUUAAAGAUGGCUUCUGAAGGCAUGAAAAACCUGAGGCCUGAAGACUUAAGGAAUGCUGCAGAACAGAUGAAGCAUACACGGCCAGAGGAGAUGACUGAGAUUGGUGAGAAGAUGGCUAAUGCAUCGCCUGAAGAGCUUGCAGCUAUGCGCACUCACUUAGAUGCACAGGUUGCUUAUGAGAUAAAUGCAGCUGAGAUGCUGAAGAAACAGGGGAACCAAUUUCAUAGCCAGGGAAGAUAUACUGAUGCCCUGCAAAAAUAUUUGCUAGCAAAGAAUAACUUGAAAGACAUUCCUACCUCCAAAGGCAGAAAUCUUCUUUCAGCAUGUUCUCUUAAUUUGAUGUCUUGUUAUCUGAAAACUGGACAGUAUGACGAGUGCAUAAAGGAAGGUACAGAGGUUUUGGCAUAUGACAGGAGCAACAUCAAGGCCCUCUACCGCCGUGGUCAAGCCUAUAAAGCAUUGGGACAAUUUGAAAGUGCUGUUUCAGACUUGAGUAAAGCUCAUGAAGUUUCUCCUGAUGAUGAAACAAUUGCAGAUGUUUUAAGAGAUGCUAAGGAAAAUCUGAUGAAAGAAGGUCAUGCUCAAAAAUCAAGAGGGUUGAUUAUUGAGGAAAUAGCCGACGAAGAGCCAACCAGCUCAUCUGCAAGCCAUGAUAGUGCUCCUGCAGAAUCGUCUUUCACCAAACCACAAGAAACCAGUGGCCACUCUCAGAAUCAACCUGAUGUCCCUGGGCGUCCUCAUUCAACAAGUUCAGAGUAUUUGCAGGCAUUAAAAGAUGAUCCAGAAUCUAUCAGAUCCUUCCAAAACCUUAUUUCUCAAACAGAUCCUGAAACCCUAGCUGCUAUGGGUAAUGGGAAAGCUGAAGGUGUAACUCCCGAUAUGAUCAGGACUGCCUCGAGUGUUAUUGGCAAAAUGCCUCCUGAAGAACUUCAAAGGAUGAUUAAACUAGCUUCCUCCUUCCAAGGAGGUAACCCAAUUUUAAAUAGAGGAUCAAUGCCAACUGAUGUGAGUCCUGACAUGCUCAAGAUGGCAUCAGAAAUGAUGAGCAAGAUGUCACCUGAAGAUUUCCAACAGAUGUCUGAAAUGGCAUCUUCUUUGAAAGGGGUUGAUGGAGCAUCAUCAUCUGCAGCUUCUAGUGGUUAUAGAUCAGAUUACCAGUCAAAAACUCGAGAUACUCAAAACAAUGUGAUUGUUAGUGACAAUGCCAGUGAAAGUAGUACUUCCCAAGAGUUCCUGAGUUCAAGUAGCUUUCAGUCGAGUAUGCCAAGCUCAAGUACUGAUCUGCAAGAACAAAUGAGAAACCAAAUGAAGGAUCCAGCUAUGCGGCAGAUGUUUUCGUCAAUGAUUAAAAAUAUGAACCCAGACAUGAUGGCAAGCAUGAGUGAACAAUUUGGACUAAAGCUUUCUCGCGAUGAUGCUGCAAAAGCUCAACAAGCCAUGUCAUCUUUGUCACCAGAAGACUUGGAUAAAAUGAUGAGGUGGGCGGAUAGGUUGCAACGAGGAGUGGAAGGGGCUAAGAAGGCAAAGAAUUGGCUUCUGGGAAGACCCGGUAUGAUUUUGGCAAUCCUCAUGCUUCUUUUGGCAGUCUUCCUCCACUGGUUGGGGUAUAUUGGUAAGUAGAUUGGGGCUGCCAACUACCAGUAUCAGCAGAGUGACAAAUGAUCUUCAAACUAACAACACAACGGGUUGAUUAAUCUUCAUUGGUCCUUAAUUCUCCCUGGACCUAAGAUACCUACCUAUAUGCCAACAGUGUGGAGGUGCAUUCGGUGGAUCCUAGACAUCAUCCUCUGUUUGUUUUUGUAAUUUGCUAGCCUCUAAAAUUCACUCUUUUUUAUUAUUAUUUUAUGUUCAUUGUCAAAUUCUUUCGUUUGUAACUUAGAAUAAUGAUUGAAGGGAGAACCAAGUGUUCCAACCCUUGUUUACUGGAACAUUCUAUGAGUAAAAGUGCCACAAGUAAUUCUAGUGCUUAA